Messenger RNA from Bursaphelenchus xylophilus (pine wood nematode), 1194 nucleotides. NCBI's taxonomy places the organism in Eukaryota, Metazoa, Nematoda, Chromadorea, Rhabditida, Aphelenchoididae. The record is from the annotation of a GenBank genome assembly.
AUGCUGUGGCCUGUGGAGAUCUUCUGCGCCAGGAGCGAGUUUGACAUGGGGUGAGUGCAAUAAAAAGAUGAUUGGAAUAUUUUCAGAAUCGCCCGAGCAGCCCCGAGCUGGAAUCCAGAUGUUCAAGGGAGGACGACGAAGGUCAUAAAAUCAGAUGUGACCCGAUUGUCUCCCCCUACCACACCCACAACCCCUCCCUUACCCCCUAUUGAUCCAGAUGAAGAGUUCUCGGGAGGGGGGAAUCUGAUCGUAGGGAAGACUGACCCGGUGAAUCUGCUGACCACAACAUCUCCACCCAUCGUAAUUCCAAGUGAUAUUGUAGUUGAUACCAACGAUAUUGAAGCGAUUGACAAAAGUAGGUCACCAAGCAAAACAUAUGUAUUAAUUGGGAAUUCUUAGAUGAUGAUGAUUACAAGAUCCCCUCAGUGUUUGUGGUAAUCACCGAUGACCCAUUAAACGUGGCCCCCACACGACCCACGCCCAGAUUAAUUCCUCCGCCCAUUAAACAAUUUACUCCAUCAUCUCCAUCCCGACCUCAAGGCCGACCACCAGAGCCUUCCAUUCAUGUAGCCAGACCUGUCAUAACAAGGAUUAAACCCUAUGGAAAUCGAGAUGAAAGGCAAAGGCCUCCUCCUCAAGUCUUUAUCCCUAAGCCAACAUUCACCCCAAGAUCUUUAAAUCUUCAAGAGAUUCAAAAUCUGGAAGAUACUACAACAAUAGAGCCACCGAUUGUAAUAACUCCUCAGCCGUCCACUGGUACAACGGAAACUGUGAGAAAAAAGAUGUCUGGCCAAUUCCCGACAAGAAGACCCAAGGCCGCUCCACCUCCGUCAAGGCCAACGUAAGUUGGCUAAAAAUUAUUUUAUCUGUCCUCUGACACAAUCAACCAUCCAAAUUUUUAGCGAAUUCCGUCCAGUACCGCCAGAGGCAAUCUUCUUCCAUGGCGGCCAAUUCUACAGUCGACUUCCCGAGAGGAGCAUCAGAUAUGUCCCUGUUCACUACCGUAUCCCUGUGUUCAGACCCCCUCCUCUUUACAACUACAAUUACUACGAGCCAAUCCCUGUAAGCUAUCUUCCUCGAGGUCAAUCACGACCGAGACGGCGCUACAGAACACCACCCGGAAACAUUUAUCGCAAUCAAAUUCAACGACCUUAUCGAAAUUCGCGAUCUCUUCAUCGAGGCGCUGUGAAAUAA